AUCACACACACAGCCUCUUCACAUAGUAGCAGGUUGAAUCCAAGUUCCAAUCACUUUCAGUCACUCUUCCAGAUCGAAAAGCUCCAACACUUCCUCCCACAAAUGGCCAAGCUCCAUAAAUCACAGCCCUCGCUUUUUGUCGACCCCGUCUAUUCAUCAGCAAUUACACUCCUCAUCAUAGUUAUGGCGUGCGCGGAGCUCUGCGACGCUGUCACGGUGGUCGACGUGUACCGCCUUGUUCAGUACGAUCUCGCCGGCGUGCCUUUCGGGUCGCGGUUCGCCGCCAUUAACCACCACGCCGGCUCCUCGAUGUACUCGCCCUCCGCUGCCGCGGCAGCUGAUCUUUCCCGCUCCGUGCUUAUCCUACCUGUCCGCGAAUUGAAUUUCACUUUCAUUAGAGAUUAUAUUGAACAGAGGAAGCCAUUAGGUGGUCUCUUACUUCUACUUCCCCAAGUUUUUAACCCACAACAUUUGGACGAGGUUGGUGGGUCUGAUCAGGACUCUGCACACGUUAUUAAGGAUAUGAUAAUUAAAGUGGAGCGGUUGCUUGUACAUCAAAAUAUCCCUUAUCCUGUUUACUUUGGUUUUGAAGAUGAGCAUGUUAAUGCUAUGCUUCAUGAUGUCAAGAAGAAUGAUGCUGCUGGUCAGCCGGCAACUGCGACAACUGGCGGAAAUUAUAGUUGUGGUAUCUCUUACUUUUGGUUGUCAGUCAUGCUUAGUGUCCAUGCUAGAUACAAGCUUGUAAUUGCUGCACCAGAGCCCAAGAAAGUUGCUUCUCCUUCCAUUAUAAAUAUUCAGGGAUGGCUUCCAGGAUUAAAAACUGAUGGAGAUUCUAAUCAACUACCUACUAUAGCCAUUGUGGCAUCGUAUGAUACAUUUGGAGCUGCACCAGCAUUGUCUGUAGGAAGUGAUAGCAGUGGUAGCGGUGUUGCAGCACUUCUGGAAAUAGCUAGAUUAUUUUCAAUUUUGUAUUCAAACCCUAAGACAAGAGGAAGAUAUAAUUUACUCUUUGCCAUGGCAUCAGGAGGACCUUAUAACUACAAUGGAACUCACAAGUGGCUUCGUAGCAUGGAUCAGCGUUUGCGUGAGACCAUUGAUUAUGCUAUAUGCUUGAAUAGCAUUGGCUCUUCUAGCAAUGAGUUAUGGCUUCAUGUGUCCAAGCCUCCAGAAAAUGCCUACAUAAAACAAAUAUUUGAGGGUUUCUCUAGCGUGUCGGAAGAAUUGGGGCUAAAAGUUGGUCUGAAGCACAAGAAGAUCAACAUCUCUAAUCCUCGAGUGGCAUGGGAGCAUGAGCAAUUUUCAAGGCUGAGAGUCACGGCAGCAACUCUCUCUAAACACUCAGUUGCGCCCGGUUUCCUGGAGAGCACUGGCAGCUUAUCAGAUAACAGAAAUUUCAUCAAUGAAGUUUCGCUAAUUCGAAGUGUCAAAUUAGUUGCUGAAAGCCUUGCAAGACAAAUCUAUGGUCAGCAGGGAAAAAAUGUUGAUAUUCUUGCAGAUCAUAGUAGUUUAUCCAUAAAUCCUUCUUAUAUACGUUCAUGGGUAGAGAUUUUGUCAACAACACCUCGAGUGGCUCCAUUUUUAUCAAAAGAUGAUCCUCUUAUUGUGGCAUUUAAAAAGGAAUUAUCGGAGCACACUAUUGAAGUGAAUGUACAGCAGGAACCAUUAGAUGGGGUGUUCACUUUUUAUGAUUCAACUAGCGGCAAGCUACAUAUCUAUCAGGUUGCAAGCGUGACUUUCGACUUGCUUUUGCUGCUUGUUCUGGGAUCAUACUUGAUUCUGCUUUUCAGCUUUUUGGUUAUCAUCACCAGGGUAUGA
Messenger RNA from Striga asiatica, 1815 nucleotides. Lineage: Eukaryota; Viridiplantae; Streptophyta; Magnoliopsida; Lamiales; Orobanchaceae. The record is from the annotation of a GenBank genome assembly.